CCUCACCCUGAAGACUCUUCUUCACUAAGUGAAGUACAUUCGAGGAUUUACAGAUCAUCCAGAUCUAAGAAUCCUUUUCUUCUUGACACAACCAAGGUCAAAGCUCAAUACACAGACCUUCAGUGCCUGCAAGAGAUCAAAGUCCAACGCCCUAAAGUUCAUGCUUGUUCUUUUCUCAACAAUGGUCCAACUCGAUAUCUCGAGAUUUAUGUUGAAUUUCAACAUGAUGUCAAUUACCUUGACACAAAAGGUGUUGAAUUCAAAGAAUCUAAGCUGCGAAUCAUUCCGUGCCAAGCCACUGAUGACAGUUGGAUACCCAGACCUGAAGUUCUGGAAGGCCUAAAGGUCAGUUUAUCUCCUUUCGGUCAAGUUAUUGACGUCGGCAUUAUAACCAAGCCUAAUACUGGGUUUUUUAUGGGAUCCGGUUAUGCUGUCAUUGGUACUCCCAGACAAUCAGGAGAAGACCAAAUCAAGUUUCAGGAGUUAGCCCACAACAUUCGUUGGCGGGAGGAAAAGGAUGAAAUUUUCCAUGCUACAUGGAAUAACAUGUCUACUUGGUGCCGUUAUUGCCAUCAGACUGGCCACACGAAAUUCGAGUGUGAGAAAUCAAAGGCACCAAUUAUCUGUUAUCACUGCCAUUUACUUGGGCACCGAUCUUUCGAGUGUCCUCGUAAA
Gilbertella persicaria is the source of this 675-nucleotide messenger RNA. RefSeq lists its product as uncharacterized. The annotation marks the transcript as partial. Gene Ontology annotation, molecular function: nucleic acid binding; zinc ion binding. The record is from RefSeq and is a predicted model, not a curated record. NCBI's taxonomy places the organism in Eukaryota, Fungi, Mucoromycota, Mucoromycetes, Mucorales, Choanephoraceae. The transcript has a single exon.